Molecule: messenger RNA, 1575 nt
Organism: Seminavis robusta
Lineage: Eukaryota; Bacillariophyta; Bacillariophyceae; Naviculales; Naviculaceae
Source: the annotation of a GenBank genome assembly
UGACACAAAAACCAGAACAACCUGUCCAACACUGUUGUAAUCAGUUCAACACAACAUCAUGUACAAGCGCAUACCGUUGCAAAUUGCCUUUGUGGCCUUCCCCAACCCUGACACUGCAGCGUUUACAGCUGGAGAUUUAGCCCUGACACUGUUGGAACGAGACAUUUCCUGUUCCAACAUUCUCAUCAUCACCAAGAACACAAACUGCCAAGUGGAAAUUUCGGAAUUUGGAAAAAAUGGUCCACUCAAGGGUUUGAUUGCCGGAAGCUACGGAGGCACCAUUGUGGGGGCUUCUAUUGGCGGCAUUGCACUGUCGCUUCUGGGACCCUUUGGUAUUGCCAUUGGGGGUGGCUUGGGGGCGCUUGCCGGUGCCACGGUGGGGGCUGUGGGCGGCACCAUUGGUGGUACGGCCAAGGCACUCAUGGCCAGGAGUGUGGACAAGAAACGGAUUCAAUCCUUUGCUUCCUGUCUGGAACCAGAAUCGUCGGCGCUUGUGGCAAUCUUUGGAGAAGUUGUGAUUAAGCAUUCAGAAUUGCACGAGAAGGACUUUUCGGUGGACCUCAAGGGUGGCAUUGAUGAGGUUGCUAGUGUGGCAGCAGAGACAAUCCGCUCUUCCUUGAAGAAAAAGCAGGUUGUUGGAUUGGGUCUUGCCGUGGAAGGCGAAGCUGCCUUGAUGACUCCCGCUACGGUCAGUGACAAGAACAUUGAUAUUGGGGCUUUCAUGCUCACACCACACGGAGCUUGGUUGCUAGAACAGGACUGAACAAUCAAUCUGCAAAACAACUUUCCUAUUCUCAACACUCGGAUAGGGUCUUCGAAAGGUGAUCCCCUACUCACUACAACGAGGAAGAUUUCCUAUUGCAGCCAUCAGAUUCUGAACUUGCGCCAGUCUUGUAGGAGUCGGUUGACCACGACCUGGCCCAGUUUUGUAAGCCGAGUAAGGAGCGACAUCGUGUCCAGGAGGCUACUCCUAGCCUCCCCUGAGGCCUGCGCCGAGUGAUCGCCAGUUGAAAGGAAUGGCUCUCUGCUCAAUGAUGGAACGAUACCGGUAUCUUGGACAGUGGCGUGGUUUCAUGAUACUAGUAGGAAUGACAGUAACGUACAAUGUUUUCGGGUUUGGGGAGGUUCAUGCUUGUAAAAUGGAACGAGCCAAAUAGCUGAAAAAGGUACGAGCUAUCAACUAGAACUUUAAAACGUACCUAUGGUAUCGAUUGAUUGAGCCUCUGGGUUCGCUGUUUUAUUGUUCCAGCAUCCUUCUCAUUGGAGAGUGCUUCAACCCGAGCAAGGUGCGUUUCCUCCAUGGAAGCCACCCGGAACCUUUGGUGUACUGGAUCUGUUACAUGCAUUUGCUACACCCUACUAGAAGGCUACUGGCUCUGCCCUGAUUUGUACGCUGCCACUUCUACUCUCAAAGAAUGUCAUCGGAAUCGGAACAAGCAUAAAGUACGGUACUUGAAGUCGAGUGGAUGAUGCAUCGUCGUUUGGCUGCUAGAUAGAGCAGGACAGGGAGUGAGAAACUGAUAGAAAUUCUAGGUGAGAACUAAAUUAGAAAGGAGAGUCAGUCAAGUCGCGUCA